Bolinopsis microptera is the source of this 2065-nucleotide messenger RNA. RefSeq names its product phospholipase ABHD3-like. The record is from RefSeq and is a predicted model, not a curated record. Gene Ontology annotation, biological process: medium-chain fatty acid biosynthetic process; medium-chain fatty acid catabolic process. The coding region runs from base 28 to 1269 and encodes 413 amino acids. The transcript has a single exon. Gene Ontology annotation, molecular function: monoacylglycerol lipase activity; acetylesterase activity. NCBI's taxonomy places the organism in Eukaryota, Metazoa, Ctenophora, Tentaculata, Lobata, Bolinopsidae.
AAACCUUAACUAACUCAUCAUUUCAGAAUGUGGUUGUGGUAUGCGAUACCAUGGUAUCUGCAGCUCUUCAUCUUCGCUUUCAUCGCCUACUCCAUCCACUACUACGUGUUCUCGGUACGUAAGCCUAUGACGUACAUUGCACACGGCACCUUCAGAUCCCACCUCCUAUCGCAGGUACCGUCCCUGUACCGGCACUACUUCCCCACACCCUGGUGUACCGGUACUCACAGCAUGACUCUCAUGAGGUUCUUCCUUAAGUCUAGACCACAUGUUGAGUACAGAAGAGAGUUGAUUAAACUGACUGAUGGUGGGACUGCUGCGUUGGAUUGGCCUGUUGUGGAACCAGAGCCCUACUCGGACACUCUCCCCAUUUGUUUGUUAAUACCAGGAGUAGCUGGCCACAGCCAAGAGAGUUAUCUCCUUAAUUGGGUAACUGAUUUGCGGGCUAUUGGUUUGAGAUCUGUUGUAUUUCUGAACCGUGGUGCGGGUGGAUGUCCCCUGGAUACACCCAUGACAUAUGAUGGGUUCCAUAACAAGGAGGAUCUCAGAUUAGCGAUCUGCAAGAUAAAAGAGAAGUACCCACAAGCUCCAAUAAUAGCAGGAGGUACCAGCAUGGGUGGCAUCACCCUGGUACACUACCUGGCUACUUACGGCUUCGAAGCUAAGGUCACCGCUGCCAUGGUACAGAGCACAGGAUGGUGCAUAUUUGAGAGUGUCAAGAGUUUGAGUAAACCUUCCAACAUGAUCUUUAAUCUGUACCUGACACACAGGUACAAGGAAGUCAUUGUAGAGAACAAGGAGAUGUUUGAAAAAGAUGGGGUAGACACGGAGGAAGUGCUGAAGUGCAGAACAGUACAGGAGAUACACAAGAAGUAUGUGGCGCCCCAACACGGGUAUAGCACGGUGGAGGAGUAUUGGGAUAUGUUGUCUCCCCACAGACAGCUCCUUCAUGUUAAGAUACCUUUACUCUCGCUUAACGCUGCUGAUGAUGUCUUCUCUCCAGAGAAAUCCAUCCCCGUUCAUCUGACGGAAACGAACCCGAACAUUGCGUUUGUAGUGACCGCUAAAGGUGGUCACAUAGGUUUUAUGGAGGGUGUCAAUCCGAGACAGGCAGGUUACAACGACACAUUGUUCUAUGAGUAUGUUCAGAUGAUCAGGAAGUUGUAUGAUAGUGGAGAGUUGUCCCUGGAUGGGGGCUGGUCAGGUGAGGGUAGUGACCAUGAGGAGGCAGACAAGGCGCGUCAAUAUCCUGUGUGGCCUCAAAAAUGAGGGUCUCAAUAUUGAUCGCUAUCUACUAGGUCAAUUUGGGUUCGGUAUUGAUAGGGUUGAAAGAGAACACCCUAUUUAUUUGAAUUGUUUAGUGGUCACCGGUCACGCAUGUUUUGAUAUGAGUGUUUGCAAUUAUUUAAUUUCUUCAAGUUCUAGUAUUUCAAAAAAAUUAACUUGAAGUGUUAUGCAGUUGAAUUAAUUUUUAAAUAUUUCGUAAUAAAAUGUUCUGUGAUGUUAGUUACUAAACUCACACACAGUUGUUAUCUUGAGAACAUUCUUACCGUUAUUAAUGUAAACCCAGGUCAGCAUAAAAAUUCAUUCCAAAAGUGGACAUGUGGAUUUAUAACUUAAACAAUCACAUACAAGAUAGGUACUCCGUAACUAUUUGUAUCAUUAUGCCAUUUAUGGCAGUGAAGUAAUUUACCGAACCUGUUAGAGAUAUUUAUAACACUAUAGCUGUAGUGUUUGGGACUAAACUUUAGCAUCAGAACUAGCUUAUAAUCUUAGAAUAGCGUUUAUUCUUCAUUCAGACCGAUUCAUAUUAUUUAGUUAAUAUUUGUAUGGGCGAUUUUUAGUUCCGCAGCGAAGUUAGGUGUUUUUAAUCAGAAUGGAAACAAAAUCAUCAUGUGUACAGUGCAUGUGGUAUUCUUUAAGUCUAUUUUAUCGAAAUUCAUAUUUCAAGCAAUAAUUAUCAGUAUUAUAACCCGUAAUAUCUUAAUAUUUCUAUUUGUUAACCGUUUUUGUGUAUAGCUUUCUUCUGUCUUUGUUCUUUUGUUAUGUUCUAAAUUCUGCUAGU